Molecule: messenger RNA, 2784 nt
Organism: Nematocida ausubeli
Lineage: Eukaryota; Fungi; Microsporidia
Exons: 1
Coding region: 1-2784 (927 amino acids)
Source: RefSeq, a predicted model, not a curated record
AUGAAAAGUAGAUAUAUGAAUCGAGUUAUAGAAGAGAACAGCAAUAAUGCAUUGAGAUAUUUAGAUAGCUACAAGAGCGAGCUCUCAAGGAAAAAGGCUUGCAAUACAGGAAAGUGCAGAAAGCAAGAGCACAGCGAAGAAAAAGGUGCUAGAAAUAGCUUUGUAGGGCUACUAAUAAAAAUCCUUUUUGUGCUUGCCCUUCUCGCUGUGCAGCAAGUCUGCGCAAUACUAACAAGAAGUGACGCAGAGAAGGUGCAUCAAAUGGUAGUAAAUCCAGGGGAAAUAGUCAAAAAGGUGGCCAAUAUACAUGGCCCGCUAAGCCCAUUGAUGAUGUAUCUCUGCAACAAAAGAAAUGAUAUUCACAAACUGCGAUUCUAUUCAAGCUAUAUAUACCCAGGCUAUAUAGUCUCUAGCAAGGGAUAUGGCAAUACAUACAGAAGAAACCCAGAUAAAGAUAGUGCGCGGCAUAAAGACUUAGAGUUAGGUAAAAUGGAUCAUGCAAAAUUCUUUUAUAUUCUAAUGCAUAUGUUUCCUUCUCCUGAUGGAGAGUUAAGCAUUGAUCCAGCAAGAUACUCCAUCAAUUCAUUUACAAAAUUCCUGAACAGUGAAAAUAUAAAGAAGCAUGCCCAUACACUUCUUGCAACGCUUCUGCUAAGGACGGAAGGAAUAGAAGUGCCGCUGAAGCUUAAUAGAUCUAAUAAAAAAGUUUCGGCCGUUACACUAAGAAAAGUAUGUAUAGAUGACAAAGAAAUGGCGCAGGAAAUGGGAUGCAUUGAGUUAAAUCUAUAUAAUCUGCAUUAUACAAAACAAAACCAUACCACUAAUCAAUUAGAGUAUUUUGACCAGGCUCACAUCUUGGAUGAUAUUAUUUGCUAUAUUACUAGAACAUGCGCAGACUCACAAGUUAAUGCCUAUAGAAAGGAUAUAGAGGGGGAUUUAAAAAAAGAGUUCUGGGACAAAUAUUUUAUUUCAAGCCCGAAUUGGCUUAUACAAUCGUACAUACACCACUAUCUGCAAACCAAAGAAGAAGCUGUGCGCUUUAAUAGGACUGUAUACAAGAUGGUGUCUGAUCAUAUGAUAGAGUGUAAAAAAGACAAUCCGCACAGUCAAAAGCAAACCGCAGAGAGGUUCUUUAGAAGAUGCUUUGUACCUAAAUAUAAUAUUCAUAAAGCGGCCGAAUAUUGGGAAAUGCUAAAGGAAUUAGAAGACCUCACUAUAUGCCCCGAAAAGGCCAGAUUAUUGCCUCCAGAUGAUUUUCUAAGGCUUUUCUUUAAAGAAGAAGCUACAAUACACAUCCAUAAUAAUGCGUAUUUAGAAACAAAUGUGUUUUUAACUGAUGUUGAGUCUACAUUGUUGGGAAUGUUCUGCUGCUUUGCAUAUGAGCCAGAAAGCGAUACCUACAGUCUUGACCAUAUACCCAAUGCCCCGCAGGAGGCAAAGGAUUUCUUUUCUCAGCUGUCAUGCAGUAUUAAAAAACCUUUCAAUGAGUCAUCCAAAGUGCAAGAAGAUUUAAAUAAGAGUGAAUUAAAUAGCAGAAACUUAAAUGGAAAAUAUCUAAGCAAGAAAAUGCUUAGUAGUAUUCAUAUGGCUUGGAGAAAAAUAGUUAGAAAUAUAAAGGAUGAGGAUGUAGCCAUACAUUACAUGGCUCUGGAUAAUGGUAGCAUAAUUAUAAAAUCCGACAUUCUUAAUAUCCUCACCAUAAUUUUAAAGCUUGUAGGGAGGUACGAAGAAGAGAAAAAGAAAAUAGAAUAUCUUAAAGUUAAAGUGGCAAUAGAACACCCAUUUACUCAUGAAAAUCGACCAAAACAUCUUAUAAGAAUUAUAGAACAAUAUGCAUCGAAAUUAUUUUCUUCUCUUUCCAGGAACUGUGUUCCAUGCGCAAACAGACAGGAGUGGCGCGGAAUCCAAGAAUCAGAUAUAACCGGAAGACAUGUAUUUGUGGAAAUUAUAGCCCACAAAUUAGAAAAAGAUAGCUAUCUGCCUGAGCUAUAUGGAAACAUGGAGAUAUAUUAUGCGAAUAGGAGCCAAGCACACGCUUUAGUCAUGCAUGCAAUGACCCCUAAAAUAAGCUAUCUUAAAACUUCUAUGCCAGCUAUAAAUCUAGAUAAAUCUACAAAAAGAGAAAUAUCUAUCGCGAAGUCUAAAAUAGAAAAUAUGAAAACGGAUAGAUUUUCCAAGUACAUUCUUUUUGACUAUGCUCACCAUAUAGAGGAGCACAGGCUCAAAAGCUAUAGGAUGCUUUACGCCUGCACAGAUGCAUAUCAGAGCCUGAAAAGUACAAACGUUCUCUCAAAUCAACCGUUGUUACAAGUGCUAGAACGUGUAGCUGCAAAUACAGACAAUCUAAUUGGCUAUGUUAAAGACUAUGUAUAUACGCUUAUAAAAGAUAAUUGCCCACUCAGCCAUUGCAUUUGUAUUUUACAUAACAUGGUAUUAGAUCAUGUAGAGGAUAAUAUUGAGCUUCAGCUACUCUUAAUUCUCUGCAUAGGAUACAAUGACAAGAAUAUUAGAAUACACUUUGACAACAUAAAUAUUAUUAAAGAUAUGGAUCCCAUAAAAGAAGAUGAUAUAUCACUUUGUGUCAUAACAACUUUAAUUAGCUGUGCGAUGGAAAAUAAUCAACCACAUGGCGUUGCAAAUCUAAUAGCAAUAUACGCUCAGAUCUACUGGCAUAAUGACAGACAGUGUAUAAGUAAAAUAAUGAAAAUGUUUUAUGAUGACCAAAGAAGUAAAAUAAUUGAACAUUUGCAGAGAUAUUGUUCUGUUGUUUUUGGCCCAAUAUAG